Oryza sativa Japonica Group (Japanese rice) is the source of this 1841-nucleotide messenger RNA. RefSeq names its product sugar transporter ERD6-like 7. Gene Ontology annotation, biological process: carbohydrate transport; transmembrane transport. Gene Ontology annotation, molecular function: sugar transmembrane transporter activity. Lineage: Eukaryota; Viridiplantae; Streptophyta; Magnoliopsida; Poales; Poaceae. Gene Ontology annotation, cellular component: membrane. The record is from RefSeq and is a predicted model, not a curated record.
UGCAAGCAGAUGAGGCACAGAAAAAUAUGUGAACCGGCUCGAUCGCUCCGGCGAUGAUGGCUGCCGCAUUUCCUCUGUCCACCGCCGCACCGCCGUCGCCGCCGCUCGUCCUCCGCCGUUCCGCCGCCGCCGCCUACUCACCUUCCUCUCCCUUCGAGCUCUACCGCAACCACCGCCGCCCCGCGCGCCGGGUGCACUGUGCCGCCUCCGCCUCCGCCGCGGCACGGCGGCGCGAUGCUUGCUGCGCGCUGCGGCCGCCGGCCGCUGCUCGGGGUGGCGCAGCCGCGGCCCAGGGGCAGGCGGGGGCGGCGCCCCACGGUGGCGCGGGGGAGGGGUCCCUGUGGAUGGUGUUCCUCGCCACCGCGGUGGCCGUGUGCGGGUCCUUCGAGUUCGGCACCUGCGUGGGGUAUUCGGCGCCAGCGCAAGCUGGAAUCGUGAACGACUUUGGGCUCUCCAAUUCAGAGUACGGCGUAUUUGGGUCUGUGUUGACAAUUGGAGCAAUGAUUGGCGCUCUGACUAGCGGUCGCCUUGCAGACAGUCUUGGGCGCAAAACGACCAUGGGGUUGGCAGCAAUUAUUGGCAUUGUUGGUUGGUUUACCAUAUAUUUUGCCAAUGGUGCUACGAUGCUCUAUCUUGGAAGAGUCUUGCUCGGCUAUUGUACUGGAGUUCUUUCCUAUGUGGUGCCUGUGUUCAUAUCUGAAAUAGCCCCAAAGGAUCUUCGAGGGGGUCUUGCAUCUUCAAAUCAGUUGUUCAUCUGCUCAGGAUGUUCAGCUGCUUACAUUAUUGGGGCACUUCUUUCAUGGCGCUCGUUGGUUCUAGUAGGAUUAGUGCCUUGUGCUUUCCUCCUUGUUGGGCUUCUGUUUAUUCCAGAAUCUCCUAGGUGGCUGGCCAAUACAGGGAGAGUCAAAGAAUUCAAUGCUUCACUGCAAAAGCUUAGAGGGGAGAAUGCUGACAUAUCUGAAGAGGCUGCUGGGAUUAGAGAAUAUAUCGAAUCACUUCGUAGCUUACCUGAGGCCAGGGUUCAAGAUUUGUUUCAGAGAAAGAAUUUGUUUGCAGUCAUUGUGGGUGUUGGCCUGAUGGUCUUUCAGCAGCUGGGAGGAAUAAAUGCCUUGGGAUUUUAUACAAGCUAUAUCUUUUCCUCUGCAGGGUUUUCUGGAAAGCUUGGGACCACCUUGAUUGGAAUUUUUCAGAUUCCACUCACAUUGUUUGGUGCCCUUCUCAUGGAUAGAAGUGGAAGAAGAGCCCUUCUACUGGUCUCUGCGUCUGGAACAUUUCUGGGCUGCUUUCUGACUGGAUUAUCGUUCUACUUCAAGGCACAAGGAGUGUAUGCACAACUGGUUCCAACAUUGGCUCUUUAUGGCAUAUCGGUAUAUUACGCUGCAUACUCAGUUGGAAUGGGACCUGUUCCUUGGGUUAUCAUGUCUGAGAUAUUCUCCAUUGAAAUAAAAGCAAUAGCUGGAAGCUUGGUGACGCUGGUUAGCUGGAUUGGUUCCUUCGCAAUUUCCUACUCAUUCAAUUUCCUCAUGGAUUGGAACUCUGCAGGUACCUUCUUUCUGUUCUCUGCGGCGAGCUUGGUCACGGUGUUGUUCGUGGCAAGGUUAGUGCCAGAAACUAAAGGGAAGGCACUCGAAGAGAUCCAAGAAUCGUUCACAUGACAGCUCGAGGAGGAUUUGUAUGUAGAACGCUCGUUAUCCUCUCAAAUUAUUUGUAUCAGUGUGUUCAUAUUACUAUAUAUAUACUAACUUCUGUUUUCUGUUGGCAUUUCAAUUCCUUUUUCUGCUUUUCUUGGUGUGUUACUGUGUUAUGCUUGAGAUUAUUGAUUUAUUGGAGCUCUGCUAGAA